CUCAGCAUGGUACGUUGCUACUGUUAGUUUCAAAGUUCACAUAUGAACUUUUUAUACUACACACAUGGUUUAUGAACAAAGCCUGAAUUAAAGAGGAAUUUAAGGGAAAAUAAGUGACAGGUUUGUGGAUAAAAGCAUAGACAAUGGCAGACAGCAAUGAGAUGACCAUCAACCUUGUUGUCCUUGGAAGAACUCAGACUGGCAAAAGCGCUGCUGGGAACAGCCUGCUGGGCAGCUCAGACUUUGAGAGUCACUGCUCCCCUAGCUCUGUGACUACAUGCUGCAGCCUUGGACGCAGCUGCCGCAUUUUGGGUAUUAUACGAAGAAAUGGCUGUGAGCUAGCUCUCCGUGUUCAAGUACUUGACACUCCAAGCUACCCUCACAGUGGUCUGAGCAAAGAGCAAGUGAGAGACACUGUGAGAUCAGCCCUGGCUCACCACUUCAGGGAGGAAGGCCUACAUCUAGCUCUCUUGGUCCUCAGGGCUGACUUGCCUCUGUGUCCGGAUGAAAGUGAUCAUGCAAUUCAGUUCAUCCAGGAACUUCUGGGUCCCACAUGGAAGGAUUUCACUGCAGUUCUACUUACUCAUGCAGACAAGGCAGAAGAGGCUGGAUUCAGCGAGGAAGCAUACUUGCACAGUGCCUCAAGUACCCUCUUGUCACUUUUGACCUCAGUACAGAAUAAAUACAUUUUCCUAGACAACCAGAAGAGCAUAAUUAAAGAGGAAAGAGAUAUUGUCUUAAGAAAGCUCUUGAACUUUAUCAGACAAAAUAAUUAUCAAGCACUUCCUCUAUUUAAACACAGCAAGGAAUUAAAUUAGUGUUCAGCUGCUCAUUUGAAUAUUUUCUAUGGUAGGCAACAUUUAACAGAAGUAAAAGAGUAGAGUAGAAGCCAUCAACUGAAAAAUUCCACAUCCAUACCAGAUACCUUUAAACACAGAGUUGGAAGUAUCUCUUUAGAUUACCAAACUACUUGCCUUUCAUAGAGUACCUCACACUACUGCAUCCAGAAUUCUAGCUUCAACCAAAAAAAUCAGAACAAGCUAGUGCUCUAAAUCACAGUCCUAAUAUGUAUGUAGUCAGAAAUGAGAUUUUACACUAUACCAGACUGUGUAUUGCAGUUCAUACAGAACACAGAUCUGGAAGGAAAAAAAAAAAAAAAAAAAAAAAAAGGUAAAAAAUGCACAAGAGUUCAGAAAGUAAGGGAGCCUCAUUGCCCAAUUCUUUAAGCUUUCAGAAAUUCCUCUGAAUUCCAAAGAUUGUAAAGAUCUUUGUAGUAUUAAAAGCUAGGAUUUAUCUACUGUAAAAGUAUUUCUUUACCUUGAUUCAGGAUUAGUUAGAAUUGAGAUUUUGAAUUUCAAGAAUUUUGUUUAAUAAGACAUUAUUGAAUUACAAGGCAGAUAAAAUAGCUCCCAUGUGCUAAAUGCUAUUCAGCACAUUUAAAAGAACUAAUUACUAUUGCUUAUUCCCAGAUGCAUGAAAAAUUAAGACAGUUUAUAGGCACAUACAAAACUCAUUCAAAAAAGAAAUCUGUUCAUCUGUUCUUUUGCACCUGUUCCUUUUAAUUUUAUAUCACUGUCAUUUUGCUUUUUCUCCCAGUUUACUGGAUGAAGUUCAGAGCCUGCAAAAUUCAGAGUGGCUAAAUUUUUCUUUUUUUUUUUUUUUUACAGUGGUUAAAAAAAGCACUUAAUGUUUCAGUGGUUAGACAGUAACCAGUUAAUUAAAUAUUAAAUGCCAAAAUAACUGAAGUAUCUCUAAAUAGUUACUUAAAAGGUUUAUUGAAAAUUGAUCUAAAAUAUUUAUUUUCAGAUUAUUAAAAGGCAGGAAUUAAAAGAAGUAAUUUGAAGCUAUUACCAUAGCAAUCAUGACUACUUGUACUACAUUAUUAUGGAGUAAUUCUAAUCGUAAAAACUGAAGCAGCUACUUCUGUUAAAACCAAAGCAUCUUUUGUAUAAAAUAUCAUUGCAUAAAAAUACAUUAAAACAAAAAAUCCAUUCAUUUUAUACCUGUUUGGACACUGGAAAAGGAUCUUUAUUUUGAUAGUAUUUGAUGAGCUCUGGCAAUCUAUUUGCCAUUUAUUCAUUCUUCUUUGGAAAGAAAUAUCUAGGUGGACUAGAUAAAGAACUAUUUUAGCAAAGUGACAGCUUUGAUCUUACUGACAUUAUAACAGCUUAACUGUGGGACAUGAAAGUAUGUCCAUUUGUAUAUUUUAGGGCAUAAAGGACCAUAGUUUAAUCUUCCCAUUACAAUUGUCUACAGACUACUGAGACAACACAGCCAAGAACAAAGUUGCAGAGGCUUAUAAUAUAUCUGAAAACCGCUUGGAAGAAGAGGAGAAAACUAUUAAAAGGUGACUAGAAGAAUGAAGACGAUUGUGGUCUUCAGUGACCAACUGCUAGUCCUGCACUCCUUGAAGAGCAGUUAGCACACAAGGAACAUCACAGAAAUAUUUCCUCACUGAGAUGCUCUUGCUCCAUGGAUCUUUUAAACCUUUUAGCUGUCCAGAAAAUACGCUUGCCUGCCUGUAGUUCUACCAUGAACAAGCCUUGGCAAUUAAGUCUUGAGCACUGAGUGGUUAAUAACUGUUGACAACACUUAACCUCAAGGACAGUAAGCAUGCUGAAUGAGUGAAUUGUGAAAAUGUUGGAGGCAUAACACAUUCUGUACCUCUGGAAUAGGAGUCAAACAAAAAAGGUAUUAGCCAUGCAUUUCGGAGGGGUAAUACAUUGAUGGUUUUUUAUUAUGCUUGCGUUACUUUCCAUUUCAACAUCUGAAAAAGCUUCUAAUAACCAUUUAUUUAUUUAAUUCCACUGUUUGCCAUGGUCUCUGCCCUGCAGACUCCUUUCCCUUUUACUUCAAAUGGAACUCCUUUGUACGUAGCAACACACUGGUCAUUGGUAUGAAGAUCAGGUUGGAUUUGCUCCCAAAUCUUCUUCUUCGGAUUAAGCUCCUUCUCAGGAUCUCCUGUUUCAAAACAAAGAAUAACCUAAUAGCACACAACACAGAAGGCAGAGCAAGAGCCCUAUGUAUGUACACAUUUGUGACAGCCCACAUAGCAUCACUGCACACACUUUUAAGGGAAAAAAACAUUACCUGUGAUUCUCAAAAUGAAAAUUUUAAUUGGAAUUAGGGAUUGCCUAAGAAAUGUCUCCAGAGCCUCUCUCAGAAUGCUGAUCUUUCAGGGGAAAAAAAGUUGUAAGUAAUAGACCACAAACACCAUCAAAAGGAAGAAAUCAAACCAUUGCUAGUUGUUGGUUUACAAAAUUUACUAGAGACCAAAAGGACUCCUAAGAAUUAAGUAGAUGUUUGCCACAGAAAUACACUACUCGCCAAGACACAGGUUUGUCAGCAUCUUAAGUUUAGGAAUUAAUAAAUUUUUAUAAGCAAUUAAUAUUAAGUGAAUUUGGCAGGUGCCCUUACAGUUGAGAAAUAUUGAACUUAGACAAGAAUAGUCCAAAAUUAAGAUACUGACAUAUAAUUUUAGCCCCAAGAUUCAACACUGUUCCGCUACUUUUUGUACUAUUUGAUGACAAGCUCUGGUGCCUAAACUAACAGCAUCAUUAGAGGUCAGCUUGUAUUUCAGCAAUUAUGGCCUCAGUCUCUAUAAGUCUCAGUUCCCUGUUUCUGUGUGUACACCACGAUAAUCUACCUACGCCCUAGAGGUACUGACAAUCUAACUACAUUAGCAAAUCUGACUAUUGAAGGAUCUCUAAUGACCACAAAACACAGUUUUCUUCUACUAAUGCUUUGAAAUACUGUUAACAAGUUACACAGAAUAGUGAAGUAUUUCAGAGCCAUAUUUUUCCUAUUUUUAAAUAGGCAUGAAAUGCAAAGUACAGGGAAAAAACUCCAGCUAAGCUAAAUAAGGUCUCUUGCUGUAAAAAUACUGAAUAAAAUGCUGCCUGCUGACACAAUCUAGAUAAAGCAAGACAACCAAUUCACUGUACAAUUAUUUUCAGUUCAAAGGUCAAGUAAAUUUAAUCUCUUAAUUCUAAUACAAUGCAGACUCUUAAAGAAAAAAAAAGAUAUUUCAUUAAAAAAGUUAUUUAAUCAUAAUACUGUUGGGUGCUCUUGACCUCUUGUGUGUAAAACAGGCAGGACAAAAAAAACCAAACGUACAAGACUUGAUUUAAAUGUAAUUAGAGCACAUUUAAAUGCUGAAAGGGAUCCCAUGCUAUUUCAUUGUUGAUACACUGAGUAUUUUUUUCCUUGCUUGGAGUGCCAUAUUGGCACCAUUCUGCCCAAGCUAUUAAAAUAUUAAGUUCUAGAACAAGCAAGAAUCAAAACCUAAAUCCUAGUAAACACACCCUCUCUGAGAUCCUUUCAGAGGAGCCAGGAGUUCCUAAAGGAAAAUGAGGAGUUCUCCAAGUGAGCAGAAUGUCAAGUACUCUCAUCUUCCACUACUCAGUGACCCCAAAGGUUCAGGAAGAAAAACUAUAAGGCUACAGGGAUUUUAACAUAAGUGUUUCUAGUAGCUGGUUGAAAUUCAUUACUGCUUGGUGUAUUCCUGACUGGCUGACCAACAGGCAGUUAAAAUGAACUACUCUCAUUCCAGCCUACCUUACUGUUUUUCUCCUUUAAAUGUUUUCAGUGGUUCCAUCUACUCACAUUCUCGAUGCUUGCAAAAGUAAGUUACUUCUACCGGGUCUAAAUUCUGUAGCUUCUAUAUCUGUAACUGUGUAAGAGAAGCAGACCAAGCCAGAUUUCUCUGUUAAGUAGGCUAGCCUUGCCAGAGCAAGCUCAAUAAUCCAGUCGAGUUAUUUCACCACCACAGGGCACUUAAUAGUAUUACUGAUUUUUCUUUUAAAUAUUAAUACAUUAAACAUUUAGAGCUAAUCGUGCCUUUUCUACAAAAAAAAAAAAAAAUCCUGCUCAAUGCUCAAGUUCAUGAACAAAGACAGACUCAGAUUUAGACCAAAGUGAAUGCAUACAAACUAAUAAAAUCAUUAAACAGAAUGUUAAAUGAA
Molecule: messenger RNA, 4964 nt
Organism: Aquila chrysaetos chrysaetos
Lineage: Eukaryota; Metazoa; Chordata; Aves; Accipitriformes; Accipitridae
Gene: GIMD1
Product: GIMAP family P-loop NTPase domain containing 1
Exons: 3
Coding region: 144-818 (224 amino acids)
Molecular function (GO): GTP binding
Source: RefSeq, a predicted model, not a curated record